This is a messenger RNA of Linnemannia hyalina, 756 nucleotides long. NCBI's taxonomy places the organism in Eukaryota, Fungi, Mortierellomycota, Mortierellomycetes, Mortierellales, Mortierellaceae. The record is from the annotation of a GenBank genome assembly.
AUGUCAUCUACCACCCCACGCCAGACCGGAAAGGUCAAGUUCUUCAACACUCAAAAGGGCUUUGGAUUUAUCAUCCCUUCUAAGAGUACCGAAGCUGAACCUGUCGACGAGGUCUUUGUCCACCACACAGCGAUCCAGAACGAUGGAGGGUUCAAGUCUUUAGCCGAGGGAGAAGAGGUCGAGUUUGAUCUAGUUCAAGGCACCAAAGGCGUGCAGGCGUCCAACGUCACCGGUCCAAAGGGAGCUUCUGUCAUCGGUGACCAAAGCUACAAUCAAAUUGGAUUCAACAGCAACAAUAGCAGCAACUCGACCUUCGGAAACACCAACACCCAGGCGCGAUUUGGUGGGAGAAACGCCAGUGGUGGAUAUGGCAUCGGCUUUGGUGGAUUUGGCGGACAGAACUCAUAUGGAGGUGGAUAUGCGAACAUUGGCAACACGCCCUAUGGUAGCCAAGGAUUGGGUGGUCAACAGGGCUAUGGCCAAGGCUACGGUCAGGGAUACGACCAGCAGCAGCAGUAUGGGUAUGGGGUAAGCGCUGGAUAUCCUCCUGCGCAGCAAACCAGCCAGUAUCGAUUUGGAUCUGGAUACUUGCAGGGCUACAACGGCGGAGCAGGAGGUGCAGCAGAAGGAGGAGGAGGCACUCAUGGCAGUGGACUCCAGGGUCAGGCGGGCGGUCACUCGACAUCUCCGGGACAGACCUCUUCCACUGGUCAGCGCGGAAAAUGGAAUGGCGCCUCUGGAGCCUCUCUCCGCUAA